AUGAUCGAUUUCAACGGCGAUUGGGACGAACCCGAUAUCUGGUCAACUCCAACCCCCUCUCCCCUCACAGCGGAUCAUACUUCUGACCCGACUGGCGCUGAUCUCGGCGCUUCAAAAAACCAAAUAUCACAAGAACCUCAAGCUUCAUCAUCCAGUUCAAUACAGUCCUCACCUGAUCUCUCCGACCCAUCCUUCCAGCCCAGCGAAAACAUCCACCCCGAGUCAAACUCGGACCAAGAACUAAGUACUCCCACAGCCCUUCGAUCGCCACUACAAUUACAAUCCUACCUCCAAUCCCCACCCAAAUCUACCGCACUCGACUCUGCCCUAGAACUACCUCCCAGCGAUUCACAAUUUGCUACCUUACCUUUGGCCACUGGCUCCUGGUCGACUGGCGAAACUAUCUCAAAUGAUGGUCUGUUUGAUCCCAAUCCACCCUCGGGAUUCGACGAGUUUGACUCCCAUCAAGGAUUUGAUAAUGAGGACAGCAAUGAGGAUGAUGAAUUUGGAGACUUUGACGAUGGCGAGAUGACUGUCAGUGAUGAGAACUUCGGAGGCUUUACCGCCUCAUCACCCCUACCUCCAACUUUGCCGACCAUGCCGGUGGUACCAUUCAAGCUACCCGAUCAGUUCUCCGAGGGCGCUGUACGGGCCGCCCUGACCCCAGCAUUGGAGGCUCUAUUUACCGAACAUUAUUCCCGGCCGGAUCCAUCUCAAGCUUGGCUUGAACCUCUACCGCCCGCUCAGAAAAAAAAGAGUGAACAACGCUCCACGAGUGAGUCUCGACAAAUGCCCACGAUACUCAAAUCGGAAGAUUUGCAAAGAACUUGGCGAACCCUAGUGGAUGGAGGAAAUGGACUUGGAAGGCCGGUCGAAUGGAGGCGCAGUCAGAUCCGUCGUUUUCAUCUGGUUCAUCUCGGCAUCCCAGUCGAUCUCAACGACUUCCUUGCACCCCCUCCCUUAGCCAGCAAGCUGUUGACCAUCGAUACCAAACGUACCAGUCCCCGUCUCAACGGUCAAUCAAACUGCCAUUCACCCGCAACGGUCUCCCCGUUCCAUGGGCCGAAUCUAGAUCAAAAACGGUGCGAGGAACUAGUAGGAAUGAGUGAAGCCAGCCUAUCCACCCGAGACCUUGAGCAACUCGCGUCAAUCCGGGACGAACUUGAAUUAUUGGGCCGGCGAGCCUCAGAAAUGUUGGUGUUUAAGCAACAAAAGAGAGAUCGAUCGAUCCAAGAUUGCAAAUCGUAUAAUACGAUGAUUUCGGAUUUGGUACUAGCGGCGCAAAAGAUCCAGAUGGCCUCGCCUGGCUCGACUAAAAGAGCCUCCUCGAUUAACAUCGGCUCGUCCUCGAUCUCUGGUUCAUCUUCCAAGUGGCCCUCCUUGGCUCGAAGUAACAGUCAUAGCAAUCGUACUGGGCCUGCUCAGACCACUUCUUCCCCUCCUAUCGACACCCCCGGUAGCAAGGCUCAUUGA
Messenger RNA from Puccinia triticina, 1473 nucleotides. RefSeq lists its product as uncharacterized. The record is from RefSeq and is a predicted model, not a curated record. Bases 1 to 1473 code for a protein of 490 amino acids. The transcript is spliced from 4 exons. Lineage: Eukaryota; Fungi; Basidiomycota; Pucciniomycetes; Pucciniales; Pucciniaceae.